AUGGAAACACGCUCGAGGCCGAUAGCACUGAAUAUAAUUAAAACCGAUUUCCCAAACGACGACAUGGAGAGAAAAGACUUUGUUGAGCUUGAUUUAGGGAAAGAAGGAAGCUCGUAUGGAAGCGACCCAGAUGCAUUGGAAGAAGAUUUUACCGGCGAAACUAAGUUUCAUUAUAAAGAUUUUGGAAGUAUCGAUUGGUAUCGAGAACUGGCGGUGGACCAACGAAAACGAGCGAGAGACAAGGAAAAGGCAGAAAAAACACCGAAUAUUGUUAAUUAUAUAAGGUCUCUUGCCGAUGCUGCUUCUGGCUGGAUUAUCGUUACCGUUAUUGGUCUUCUUGCGGGUUUUGCUGCCGGAGUCAUUGAUAUCGCAACAAAAUGGCUUUCGGAUUUGAAAUCAGGCUACUGCCGCGGCCAUCUUUACCUAAACCAGGAGCAGUGUUGCUGGUCAGACACUCUUCAUGGAAUCGACGAAGACAAUUGCACAGCUUGGAGAGACUAUGGAAACCCAAACACUUACGGAGGUCACGUGCUUCUUUUCAUUAUGUACUGCUUGAUGGGAACACUCUUUGCAACAAUCGCCGUGAUUCUUGUGAAGAUGAUUGCGCCUUAUGCCUGUGGUUCUGGCAUUCCUGAGGUCAAGACGAUUCUCUCUGGUUUCAUCAUGAAGGGUUAUCUUGGUUUUGGAACGCUACUCGUCAAAACUUUGACGAUGCCCUUGGCCGUAUCUGCAGGUCUUAUGCUUGGCAAAGAAGGUCCACUUGUUCACGUUGCUUGCUGUUGUGGACAUGCUGUUUCUCAAUUCUUUCCAAAGUAUAGAAACAAUCAGGCAAAGCUUCGAGAAAUGCUCUCUGCAUCAGCUGCGGCAGGUGUUUCUGUUGCUUUUGGUGCACCUAUCGGAGGCGUUCUGUUUUCCUUGGAAGAAGUGAGCUACUAUUUCCCUCUCAAAACGCUUUGGCGAUCAUUUUUCUGCGCAUUGAUUGCAGCUUUCUCACUGAGAGCAAUGAACCCAUUUGGAAAUCAGCACUUGGUUCUUUUCUACGUGGAAUAUGACAAGCCUUAUCAUCUGUUUGAGCUGUUUCCAUUUAUUAUUCUUGGAAUUUUGGGAGGCCUUUAUGGAAUUUUAUUCAUCAACAUGAACCUCUCCUGGUGUCGUUUUCGCAAAAGAUCGAUUCUUGGCCAGCAUCCAUUACUCGAAGUGGUGAUUCUUGCACUUGGAACUUCAAUUCUGGCGUAUCCGAAUCCAUACACUAGAAUUCAAUCUGGCCAUCUUAUUCGUUUGUUAUUCAAAGAGUGCAAAAGAUACGAUGACAAUCCACUUUGUGACUACAAUUACAGUCAAAAUGCCACAACAGUCUUCAAUGACGGCAUCACUCAAGCGACAUGGCAGCUUAUACUGGCCCUUGUUGUAAAAUCAGCACUCACAGUGAUUACUUUUGGCAUAAAGGUCCCAGCUGGGCUCUUUAUUCCUUCUAUGGUCACUGGCGCAAUAACAGGACGGCUUAUCGGCAUUUUGACCCAAAAGAUAAUCGAAGCUUUCCCGACAUUGUCAAUUUGGGAGGGUGUUUGCGCAGACCCAACUUCAUGCAUCGAGCCGGGACUGUACUCAAUGGUCGGGGCAGCAGCUGCUUUAGGAGGCGUCACGAGGAUGACAGUUUCUCUCGUUGUGAUUAUGUUCGAAGUGACAGGGGGACUGCAGUACAUUGUACCAUUCAUGGUUGCAACCAUGGCUUCAAAAUGGAUCGGAGAUGCGUUCGGAAAAGAUGGAAUUUAUGAUGGGCAUAUUACCCUAAACGAAUAUCCAUAUCUUGAUGUCAAGAUCGAUAUGCAACAGCAGAAGACGACUGCCGGUCAAAUUAUGAAUCCAAAAGGAGGGACGAUGGUAACUAUCCCUUUCCAAGGAAGUACAACUGAGAAGCUCUGUACAAUGUUGGCUGACCAUCCCUUUUCUGGAUUCCCGAUUGUCACCGUUCAAGGGCGAUUAGUGGCAUUUAUAACUAGAGAAGAUCUACAAGAAGGAAUAGCUGCCGGACGAAAACUGAUGACACUUGAUCCUAAUGAUGCUCACAUUGACCAAACGGUGUUAUUUACGAUGUCGACGCCUCUAGUUUCUGCGGGAAGGGUUCCUAUCCGUCUAAAUAAUGUCAUCGAUUACAGUCCCGUGACAAUCAGCGAACAGACGUCCAUAGCUCUAGUUUUAGAGGUGUUUCGAAAACUCGGCUGUCGCCAGGUUUUUGUCCUCCGACAAGGCGAACUGGUUGGUCUUAUCACAAAGAAAGACCUACUCCAAUUCAUUUAUGAGACGAGAAACAACGAUCAAACUUCCUAUACUCAGUUCAAGUAA
Messenger RNA from Oikopleura dioica, 2343 nucleotides. NCBI's taxonomy places the organism in Eukaryota, Metazoa, Chordata, Appendicularia, Copelata, Oikopleuridae. The record is from the annotation of a GenBank genome assembly.